Messenger RNA from Fukomys damarensis (Damara mole-rat), 1286 nucleotides. RefSeq lists its product as uncharacterized. The transcript is spliced from 2 exons. Lineage: Eukaryota; Metazoa; Chordata; Mammalia; Rodentia; Bathyergidae. Bases 26 to 640 code for a protein of 204 amino acids. The record is from RefSeq and is a predicted model, not a curated record.
GCCCGCCGCGGUGCGGCCGAGGCAGAUGCGCAGGGGCCCGGCCGGGCUGGAUCCUCGGGAAGAGACCCAGAAAUGGCCUUUCCGGGGUCUCCGGGGCCCGGGAGACCCAGGAGGUGAGGAGCUGCGGGCUCCACGCUGCGUCCAGGAAGCUGCGGGAGUGCUCGGCAGUCGGAGCCCGGCCGGAGCCUGCAGUUCGGACCGAGGAACACAAGUCGGUCAAGUCACCCUCCGAGGCCCACAGCCUUCCCCUUGCUUUACCCUUCCGGCUCAACAAGACAAAAGGCUGCCAGGAGACGCACUUCGGACCCGGGGUGGGGCAGAGGCAGGUGUCGCAGGCCCUUCUGGACUCCAGGUGGCUCCAGGUGUCAGAGAAGCCUGUGGCAUUUUGGACGCAUCUCUGUGCGACGGAAGCACCUGGACCAAGGGUUUGGGCGCACCAUGGUGUGCGCUGUCCAGCUUUCUCAUAAAGCGAUUAAGCACACCUGGGUCAACCCUCCGUUACCAGGAAGUCCGCUUCCAUCUACGUCUGCCUUCUCAAAGGUCUCCAGGGAAAGUGCAAGGAAACAUGGGAACUGGACUCUUACUUGGAAACAUAACCAGAUGUUAUUCUUGGCGGUUGUCUCCACAGCCUCCUCGGUAGUAGAUCUCCCAGCCCACUCCUGUCCCAUCUAAAACUCUUCCCUUUGACCAGAGACCCCGCCUCUCCUCCCCGUAAGACACAGACACAGGCAGGAAGCACCGCUGCCCUGCCACCCCUCCCCCAGUACUGUCUGGGUCUCUGUUCUCCACUACUGAAUUGGCACCACCUUAUUGCCAUGACCCUGGGUUUCUUCCAGGCCAGGAGGCAGGAACAGCAGCAGUCAGACAUUUGGUUUUACAUCAGAGAAGAUUGUCUGAACUGGGCCCUGAGAACAAGGUUCCUACUAGGAACCCCUCCUUACCCAAAAAACAGAUAAACAUUCAAAUGCUUUGGAAGCAGCGUGAACAUGCUGUUUGCAAGGCCCUGGUAUGGAAAGCAGUUGGGUGCUGUCAAGGCGCAGUACACAUGUACUCAAGUCCUUCAAGUGUAUGUAUCAGUACUUUGGCUGGUGGACUUCACUGCACCAAGGAAGUGCCCCUCUCUGAAUGGCUCAUUUAGUUAUUGUUGAUUCUUUUUACUUUUCAUCUGACUUACAAAAACUUUCCUGAGCCAAAUUUUAUAUGUGGUUUUACCACUCUGCCAUACAGAAGGAUAAAUUUGAAACAUUUGUAGGAAAAUGAAAGCACCUUGAAACUGUUAAGUGAAA